This is a messenger RNA of Aureobasidium melanogenum CBS 110374, 1566 nucleotides long. Its product is annotated as nucleotide-binding domain-containing protein. Lineage: Eukaryota; Fungi; Ascomycota; Dothideomycetes; Dothideales; Saccotheciaceae. Gene Ontology annotation, biological process: ubiquinone biosynthetic process. Gene Ontology annotation, cellular component: mitochondrion. The record is from RefSeq and is a predicted model, not a curated record. Bases 1 to 1566 code for a protein of 521 amino acids. The transcript is spliced from 2 exons.
AUGGCAACUUUGCUGCGACGACUGAGCUGUGCCAGGCAGGUACGACCAAGCGCCACCUCUCGAGGCAGGUAUAAUGGCGGCCGACUAUACUCCACAGCGGAUAGCGAGCGACUAUUCAGAUGCGCCGUGAUAGGAUCAGGCCCGGCAGGCUUCUACGCUGCCUAUCGCAUGCUGCAGAAGAUGCCAAAUGCGCGCGUCGACAUGUAUGAGGCCCUGCCCUCUCCCUACGGUCUGGUCCGCUUUGGUGUUGCUCCAGACCAUCCAGAAGUAAAGAAUUGCAUAGAUAAGUUUGUCGAAGUCGCCUCCCAUCCCUCCUUUACCUUCGUUGGUAACACCACCAUUGGCUCCGCUCCCUCCUCUCUGCCUCUCUCGUCCAUCGCUCCUCACUACAACGCCCUUCUCUUCUCGUAUGGUGCCUCGCAAGAUCGCAAGCUGGGAAUUGCUGGAGAAGAUCUGAGUGGUGUCGUGUCUGCUCGUGCCUUUGUUGGAUGGUACAAUGGCCUACCGGAAUAUGCAGAUCUAAAUCCUGCCCUCGAUAGCAGCGACGAAGCUGUUGUCAUUGGUCAGGGAAAUGUCGCCUUGGACGUAGCCAGAGUCCUUCUUUCCCCACUAGACAGGCUCAGACACACAGACAUGACCGAAAACGCCUUGGAAACCCUCUCCAAGAGCAGAGUACGCAGAGUCAGAGUCGUCGGUAGAAGAGGGCCUCUGCAAGCCCCAUAUACCAUCAAGGAAGUUCGCGAAUUGAUGCAACUCCCCGGUGUUGCCUUCAACACUCCUGAUCGUUCUCUCUUCCCCGCAGAGACUAAGAAGUUGCCUCGUCCCCUUAUGCGCAUUGCUCAAGUCAUCGAGAAAGGCUCUUCCACUGCUGUAGCCGAAGCCGCGCGGCAGUGGGAACUGCUCUACAUGCGCAGUCCAGUCGCUUUCGAGGAGUGUUCUUCCAAUGCCGGCACUCUAGGUGGUGUCCGCGUCGACGAGAUGGAAUUCACUCAAGACCCAGCUUCCGUUCCAUUGAGCGAUCUAGAUGCUCUACGGAGCAUGCGUGUCAAAAAGAAAGAAAACGGCAAACAGGAAGUGCUUAGUACAAAUCUUGCCUUUCGGUCUGUCGGCUACCAGUCAGAACCUCUAGAAGGAUUUGAAGAGCUAGGCAUACCCUUCGAUCGCAAACUAGGCAUCAUUCCCAAUGAUCUGCACGGCAGAGUGUUAAGUCCCGACAGUGGGCCAGGCGCGCUUGGUGCAGGACAUGUGCCUGGUAUGUACGCAGCAGGCUGGGUCAAGAGGGGUCCCACCGGCGUGAUCGCAAGUACCAUGCAAGAUGCAUUCACUAGCGCCGACAUUGUCGCAAAAGACUGGGCGGACGGCGUGAAGUUCAUCGGCUCUAGCGAUGAGCCAAAAGCAGGCUGGAAUGAAGUAAAGAAAGAAGCAGAGAAGCGCGGCAUAAGAAGCAUCACUUGGGACGACUGGCUAAAGAUAGACAAAGAAGAAAAGAGAAGAGGACAAGCCAAGGGUAAGGAACGAGAAAAGUGCCAUUCGGUGCAGGAGAUGCUCAAGAUUCUUGAUGGUUAG